This is a messenger RNA of Rana temporaria (common frog), 8002 nucleotides long. It is a transcript of the gene SMAP2, whose product is annotated as small ArfGAP2. Bases 74 to 1342 code for a protein of 422 amino acids. The record is from RefSeq and is a predicted model, not a curated record. Gene Ontology annotation, molecular function: GTPase activator activity. The transcript is spliced from 10 exons. NCBI's taxonomy places the organism in Eukaryota, Metazoa, Chordata, Amphibia, Anura, Ranidae.
GGAGACUUUCGUAACACCGGAAACAGGAACUGAGCCGUAGCACGGGGAAGCCAUCUUACUGUCUCCCGGGAAGAUGACCGGGAAGUCGGUUCGGGACGUGGAGCGGUACCAAGCUGUGUUGUCUGAGCUGCUGCUGCGGGAGGAGAACAAGUUUUGCGCGGACUGCCAAGCGAAAGGACCAAGAUGGGCCUCUUGGAAUAUUGGGGUAUUUAUGUGUAUUCGCUGUGCUGGUGUCCACAGGAACCUGGGUGUCCAUAUAUCCCGGGUGAAGUCUGUGAACUUGGAUCAGUGGACACAGGAACAAAUACAGUGUAUGGAAGAGAUGGGAAACGGGAAAGCAAAAAGACUGUAUGAAGCAUUUUUACCUGAAAACUUUAUCCGGCCGCAGAUAGACCAAGCAGUAGAGACCUUUAUUAGAGAGAAGUAUGAAAAGAAGAAAUACAUGGAUCGCAGUAUAGACCUCAAUGCAUUUAGAAAAGAGAGAGAAAGCAAGUGGAAGAAAUCUGAGUCUGCUCCUGAAAUAAAGUCAGAGCCCAUCAUAUUUGAGAAGGUUAAACUGCCACAGAAAAAGGAUGAAGCUCAGGCUCCUAAGGUGUCUCCCCAGAAGGCAGCAGAACCUGUCGUAGAUCUGUUAGGCCUAGAUACUCCAGUGGCUACAACUGUUACCAAUGGGAAGUCAAAUACCAGUUUGGAGAAGGAAUUGGACCUUUUUGGGCCUACAUCAGGCUCUAAACCCAGCCAGGCUGUCGGCUCCAUGCCUUUACCUGGAAGUUCUGGAUCUGUUCCUGAGAAUCUCAACCUCUUUCCAGAGACAAGUGGAAAGCCAGCAGAUGGUACCAAGAAGCAGCUUUCCAAGGAUUCUAUCCUGUCCUUAUAUGGCCCUCAAACUUCUCAGAUUCCAGCUCAAGGAGGCCUCUUCAUGGCUCCAGCACAAAUGGCAUACCCGAGUGCUUACACUGGAUUUCCAGCCGUUCCCUCUUCAGGGGGUGUUAUGGGUGGUAUGAUGGCCUCGCCACUGGGUAUUAUGACUCAGCCAGCUCUCCCAGGCAUGGUUGCUCCCAUGGCUGUUCCAGCUGGAUAUGUGGGUGGAAUGCAGGCAGCAGUCAUGGGAGUUCCGAAUGGAAUGAUGGCACAGCAUGCAGGUUGUGUGACUGGCAUCAGUGCUGUGGCACAGCCAAUGUAUGGUAUGCAACCAGGACAGCAGCUCCAGUGGAAUGUCACUCAGGUGUCUCAACAGAUGGCAGGAAUGACGUUUUUUGGUGUAGGAGGCAUGGCAGGAUACGGACAGCCUACAACUAACCAGGGACCCAACCCAACCCUCAGCUCUCCAAUGUGGAAAUGAAACUGGAGCUGAAUCGUACCCCUGUGAACUUCUACACUUUUCCUGCAGUCCUGAAGAUUCCUCCACUCAUUCACCUUAGUCCUUCCACUACUUAUUUUUUUUGUCCACAUAAUCUAACAGGGAUACAGACGACAAUUCCCUAUACCCUUGCCAGUAUACUGCAGUAUAGUGCAGUGCUGAGUGUUCAUAAAGAUGGGCCACAUACAUUCCCAGAAGCUGAGCCACAUACUUUUUUAAGGGCACCAAAAUAUUCAGAAUGAGGACUGAAUAUGUUCAAAUGUCAGUAAGCUUGCCGGUGUUUUUCAGCAUGCAUCAGGCAUGUGUGCUGCUACCAGCUGAAUCCAAAUAUUGGCAGUCAAGAGACCAGUAUUACAGUUCUGCACCAGCAAGCCCUGUGGAUCUCUCAUUCCUCUGCACCAUAACUAGAAUUUGACAUGCCUGUUCUCUAAAUCCCUGGAGUAAAGGCUAGAAUUAAUAUUAUCGCUGCUUAGUAUAGAGCCGAGUGGCGUGGAAGUGGAGAAUUCUGCCAAUACAUUGACAAACAAAAUGAAUGCUUGCUUUCUUUUUUAUUUUCACAACUGUACUUAGAGUCAAUCCAUAAAGGUAGAGUAAACUGAAAGUGGCAUGUUAUAGUUCAGUGCCCCUUUGUAGUAAUUAUUUUUUUCUUGUUCCCAUGUUCAGUGUACUUUAAAGGAGGAGUAAUAUAACUGGAAACCAGGGCUAUUAUACCAGCCUACUUUCUGUUCUCUCUGCUUUUAUGGAAUAUUCCAACAUUGGUAUUCUUUAAAAAAGUUGGCAAAAGGAAACUACAAUGUGGCGUUGACAUUGGCAAACCUGCCUGGAGGAAAAUGGCAGCUGGAAGCUGAUUGGUCAUUCCUGUUCCCCCCCCCCCCCCCCCCCAAGUGUCUUACUCUCCCUAAAAUAUAAUAACUAUUCUGCUGCUGAGUGCAAUGAAAGUGACCUGUGUGUUUCUGUGUAGAAGAAAUGAUUUCCCUCUCUGUGUUUUGUAAGUGCAAUGUACCUUAAAGAGAGAUUUAACUUAUUGCAGGGAAAGAACAGAAGGUUUAGAAUAAAGGCUCUGUACCAGAAUAAAAAUAUAUAUUUAGCUUGUAUCUGUAGACAAACUAGACUGCUGCGCUUUCAAUGGUGCGUUGCCCAUAUAUUUCAGUUUAUACAGGAAAUUGCCAUGCAAAUAGAAUUUGGCAAGCAUCUUGUGCCCUGUGUUUUUAAAAUAUCUAAAAGUUACUAGUUAUUUUAUAUGUUGUAUAUAAACUGUUACUUAUUUAAUGGAAUUUUAACAUGGGAGUGUGGCCCCAAACAGAUUGCUCAUUUUAGCCAUAGUAAAACAUCCUUCAUGCCAUCCCUUUUUAUUAAAGGGUUAAACACUUUUUGGGAGGAGAGUUGGGCAAGACAGAUAUAAUCAGUUUUUUAAAUGUUUCAGGCUGAAGAAGGAAAUCUGUGUUUUUGCUUGUUCCGUGUCACUCCCUUAAACCUUGGGAAUUGUCUAUUAGAAAUUUUUGUCUUGGUAAGUAAUUUUUAGAGUGUUUUUAAUGCAUCUGGAUACUUUUUUGCAUCUGGAUGGUCUUUGUUUUUUGAACCACUAAGAUGGUAGAAGUAUCUACUAUAUUUUACAUAUUUCUGUAGCCAGGCUACCUAGUGAGCCACUGACCUAGAAUAUGCAUGCAACUUGUGAAGUCCCAAAGUGUUAACGUCUAUCACUGUGUAAGUGACUCAUUAGGUAGUAAAGCCAGGUGCACCUCGAGCAUAUACACUUCAAAAGUCAGCAAUGUCCACUCCCACAUAAAUCUUCUGACCACUUCGCUUAAAGUGAUCCUGUUGAGGCUUAAAACAUUGUUGAAUUUGCAAAGGAAACUGUUGUGUCUGCAGGUACCUGUGUUAUUUUUUAUUCUAUCUUUGUUCCUGUGGGCCCCUCUCUUUAUUUCUGCUGAAGGUGAGAUUUAAUUCUAGCCAACAUCAGUCAACAAUAUCAAAGUGUAGGGAAUUUUGAGUUGAAUACACCAGAAGGGGAGAGGGUUAGGCCCCUUUCACACGGUUAGACCGUUCACGUCCACCUGUCUGUUUUGUCGGCGGAGCUGAAUGGCCGCUCCAUGCAAUCCUAUGGAGCGUCGGAUGUCAGCGGAGACAUGUCCGCUGACAUCCGAUCCGCCAAAAUCAGACGUAUGGCGAUACGUCCCAAUCCGUCCAUAUCGGUUCAGAUGAGAUCUGAUGAAAACGCACAUGCUGAGAGAUCUCCCACUGAGCUGUAGCAACGGAGUCCGCCUCGUGUGAAUGAGGCCUUAAAGUGGUUGUUACGUUUUUGUUUAUAUUUACCUGCGUUGUACAAUGGUAUUGAACAAAGCCGCCCCCCACACCUCCUCUUCUGCGUCUGCUGCUUCCUAUAGUGGCAUAUGUGGUGCCCGCUCUCAAGCCAGACUGUGUCCAUUAAAACACAAUACGGCUCAGCCCUGCCCCCCCGCUCCCUCCUCACAGGAUUUGACUGAAAGCAGCAGGAGCCAAUGGCCGCAUCAUUCAUUCACAGUGUUCGGUCAAUGGGAAAACUACAAUUCCUGACAGCCUUUGUGGUCAUCGGCUUGUAGUUCUCAAUGAACUACCAGGGCACUGUUGAUCGCUCUAGGUAGUUCAUUGAUCUUCCUGUCAGUGUGUAACUGCCUGACAUACAAUCUGCAGGAACGCGGCUAUAAAUAAAUGCAUAUUUUUUUUUACCUGCAAAAAAUUUUGCUUUUUUUUUUUUUGUAAAAGUGAACUUAUCCUUCAAAAAAAACCAUUAUGGAAUCAUUUUAAUAUGUACUCAACAUAAUUUAAAUGGUUGUAUACAGCCUGUGCCUAGAAUAUGAAGGGCUUCACAGUGAUUGAUUUGAAGACUAACACAGGUACUUGUGGGCACUACAGGGUCCCCUACCCUUUAGUAAAGUUAUCACCCUAGAGACUUUUAGACUAGGUAAGGUUUACUUUUAAAGCUGCUAUCCAUUUAGCAUUCAGUAGAACCAUGUCUCUCCCAUCUCUGUGCAGCAGUAACUGGAUGUUUAAUGCUGUGCACGUGUGUUGGUGAGUUAAGGAAUGUUCCUUCUGCCCUUUGUCAAGCCUUAGGACAAUAAGCAUUUGAAGCUGGCUGACAAAGGAAAGAAACUUCUCAUAAAGGAUAUUUGCUUAUGCAAUAACUAUGUAUUCAGGAAAAAACAGGUUUGAUUGUGAACAUACUUUUACUGUAAUGCAGAAAACCUCAAGCACAUGCUUUAUUGUUCAAAUUUGGAUUCCAUGUUUCAGGUGAUGUUGUUCCAUUUUUUAAGGAUGUACAGCUAAGCUUGGUAUUGGCAAUUUAAAACUAGCCUUGUUUGUUUUCAACUAGGUUACAUACUUUACCUGUUUUUGCAAAUUUAAAUUAACUAUAGUUAAUACUUGUUUGGAAAUCAGAUUUAGGAGUCAGUUUCAUUUUCACAGACAAUUGUUAUGUAGUACUUGGUACAUAUAUGUUCAUACUUCUUUGCUCUGCUCUUUUUUACAUUGGCACUCAUUUAUCUUUGUGUCUUUGAGGAGAACUGCAUGUGUUUGUCACCAUUGGCAAGCAAUCAGAAUUAUUCUCUCAUACUGCACUGAACUAAGAAGAAUGUAAAUGGUUACACUUGCUGCACCUCUACACCUUAAUCAGUGAGAACCUUCCUGAAAGGUUGUAUUUCCAUGCUUUCUUCUUGUAUAUUUGUGUGACGUUAGUGAUGGACUCUAUUCACCCUCAAGAAGUCCACUACUCAUCAGUUGUUGUAUUUAGUGGCACUGUGAACAUCCCCACAACUCACUUAAAACAUUGUCAAGGCAUUCUGCCAUCAACAAAAAAAGUACCUUUCGUUAAUUUAACGGGUGAACAACAAAAUCUGUAAUUUCUCUAAACUUACAAUUCAACAAAAAAAAAAUCUGCCUGGGAGCAGUCCUGCUGAAUGAUGAUGUACACCAAUUGGGCACAGCAUUCCACCCCAGUGCUGUUUUCAUUCAGUUUUAUACAGGUUUGUAGAAGUAGAACUAUGUAAAUUAAUAAACUAUGUAAACUAGCACUGUGGGCAGACUAUGGUCAUUUUACAUAUUCCUAACAAGCCCCAAAUAAACUUUAACUGAUUCCUUCACUGACUUCUGUAGAUGUAGUCUGUGGAUUAAUAAUUCUCAAAAUUUGCAGCAGAAUGUUUUCAGUUUUAUAUUCGCUUUCACUUGUUCUCUUGGCUCCCUUACCAGGCUUCCUGUUUCUAAUGUGAAAAACAGAUGCAGGUGUGUAUGAGGAGAAUGUUGAUGCGUCACUACUUCUGUUAUAUUUUGAGGCUGAAUUGCUUCACAGUGCCUGCAACUACAGAGGUCAGUGAGAGAAGGAACUUUAGGAAUUCAGUCACUUUGUAAAAUCUGCUGCCUUACUAGGAGUUAAAGUGAAACUAAACCUAACUCUUAGAAAAUGCUAUUGAAUGUACUCUGAACCGUGCUUGUUCAGCUCACCGUGCAUUCUCUGCACACUCACUCCUACUGUGCCAGAAUGAUUGACUCGCAUGUGGGAUAACAUCAUUCUCCAUCAGCCAUUCAAGAGGCUGUAAAUCUUGUCCAGGGAGAAGAUGACAGCAGACAGCGAGGGAUAUAACCGUUGCGUAGCUGGAAGGCAGAAGUAAGUAUUUUCAGGAGUUUAUUUUCACUUUAAAGCUGAUCUCCAGGUUUUCUGGCACUUUAAUUAGUUUGGACCAGGAUGGUUCAAACUGACUAUUUCCUUCACCAAGUGCUGCAUUGGCUCCAAGUGCUAUAUGAACUGUAUGUAACUUCAGCUACAUAAAGUACACCGUGCUGAGUUCUGGCUGUGAGGCAGAGACUUUCGGUCUCACAUUCAAAAAAAAGGGCUUGAGCUGUGAUCUGCCAGUUAUAAGCAGCUGUGUAUUCUGUGAAUAAAUACACAACUUCCUCUGAUUGGUUGAGGCAGGCUGAUGAAUUUACAAUCUUUUUAUUUUUUUAAUAGAAUACAAAGCAGCCUAUGAAUGGUUGAGCCCUGCUCAGCCUGACUUUUGUUUCCGGUCGUUGAACGGAAUGAGUCUGGCUCUCAGACGGGACCCAGCACUGUGUACUGUAUGUAGCUUAGUGAAGAAAAUGGUUUGUCAGGACCAACUUGGUCCAAAUGAACUGUUUAAAGUGAUGGGGAAACCUGGAGAUCCGCUUUAAGGCCUGGUUCACACCUAUGCAUUUUUAUAGUGCGUUUUCAGUUUUGCAGAAACACACUGAAGUCCAUUUAAUAUGGUUUCCUAUGUAGUUCACAUCUGUACAUUUUACGGAAAGUAACGGCACUCUGUCAGGAGAUAGGCUGUCUUCUCCCACACAGCACUUCUGCUUAAUUCUCCCCUCUGCUGUUCAUUAACAGAAGGCUUUGUAAUUUGUGAAUGGGUUCAUAUAAUAUAAAGCACACUAAUUGGAGGAGAGGGGAAGAGUGGGCACAGCAGCUGCAUGCAACUCUGCAGCUACAGAAGGUCCAGCAUAGGAGCGCUGCAAGUAUAGUGAUCGCUAUGCUGGUGCUCAGUAAAAAUGUAAAGGGCCAGUUCAGCUUUGAUUAACAUUUAUUUCCUGCUUGAUAAGAAUAUAUAAAUAACUUUUCAUCAGUUCUAACUUAAACCAAUAAUGCUAGUCGAGUAAAUGAGCAGUGCUGACUUCUUGGGGAUGGCGGCAUUAAUUUAAAAAAGAGGUCUUUGGUCUGCUCUACAACACUGUGAUUUUUUUUUAUUAUUAUUUUGCCUUUCAUUGAAUAUAGUCGUGUGCCUCAAAGUAACUGCAAGAAAUGUAGAGGAGGUGUUGGUUGUACUCCAAAUGCAAUUUGAAAUCUGAAAAACCGAAUUUGUUGCUGUGAGUCCCACAUCUGACUUUUUAGUAUACCUCUUUUCAGGUCAAAUUUGUCUUAUUUCUAUCCCAAAAGCCCACUUGCUACUGCAAAUUACGUUCUAUCAUUGAUUAAGCCAGGCAUUGUUGCCAGUCAAGCUUUUACUUGUGCUUGUACAUAUACCCAAAUUAUUGCAGGAUAUAAACAGAGGGAUGGUUUUCUGAUGACAUAGCAGUUCCCCAGGAAAAGCAGGGUGUUGGCAUGUAGGGCCUCUAGGUAAUUAAUGUUCUUGUAGUGUUUGUAUUGUUUGCUAAUCAGCUCAACCAAAUUCCCUCAAACAAAAGGACUCCAUUUUACCAUAUGUGCUGGGAAAUAAAUAUUAUGAAUGUGAAAUAUUUGCACUUUCUGUAGCUUUAACAUUUUCUUUUAUAUUGUUUGCUAACAUGAUUUUUCUUUUUUUCUUUAACUUGUUGGAGAGGCCUUUAAGUUAGUGCUGUUUUCCACAGUGAAAAAGUUAAAUGAAGUUUAAGUUACCUAUUUUAUGAGGAACAUUUAAUUUAUAAACACAUCUAAUGCAAAAACUCUUACAGGUAUAUAUGUUUCUGUUCUGUUAGCUUUGAAUUUAUUAUAGUCAAAUGUCUGCUUUUUUAUUUCUCUCCUUCUUUUUUUUUUUUUUUUUUUUUUAACAGCGAUUGUAUAAAGAUGGUAUAUUGUGUACUUGAUUAUUGUUUUAUUUUAAAUCAUAUACAGAGGCAGCUACACAUUGGUGUUUAUGUACAUUCCGGAUUAAAGAAGGUCAUUAAACAUUACUAGAAUUG